AUGCUCUAUACUACUCUCGUCUUUUACCUCUUCUCAGCGGCAGCAAUUGCCCUCAAUUUUGAUUGGGAGCGCGAACAGCUCACUAACGAGGAUGCAGCUCGCAAUGACGCAGUGCGCUUUGGUAGUGCAUCACAAGCUGCGGCGCCUGCUGAUUGCAAGAUCAUCCCGGGCGACGCUGAGUGGCCGGGCGAGGAUGUCUGGACCUCUUUUAACGAUACGCUCGGUGGUGUGUUACUGAAGCCUAGACCGCUUGCCAGCGUCUGCUAUACUGGUCAGGGCUACAAUGCAGCGAGAUGCAAACAGUACAAGAGUAACUGGGCGGGCAUGAACCUACAUACCGAUGAUCCCACCAGUAUCAUGUCCCAAUGGGCAUCCGGGAACGCAUGCACACCAACCUCACAACCAAACUCAAACUGUACCCAGGGUGGUUGGCCGGAGUACGUCGUCAGAGCUACUACGUUGAGACACAUCCAACUCGCAGUCAACUUUGCUAGGAACCAGAACAUCCGCCUUGUGGUCAAGAACUCAGGUCAUGACUUCAACGGAAAGUCCAUCGGUGGCUAUUCCCUUAGCGUUUGGACGCACAACCUCAAAGGCAUGACGUAUGAUCCGAACUACACCUCACCGACUGGUUCGUAUACAGGAAAAGCUGUUGCUUAUGCCGCCGGUACCCAGGCUUCUGAGGGGUCUACACUAAUGCGGCAGAAGAAUAUGCUCAUGAUUGUUGCAGGCGGUUCAACCGUAGGUAUUGCAGGCGGUUUUCUCCAGGUGCUCGCCAUCACUGCUGUUACAGCUGAUGGAAGGGUAGUCGAAGCACAUGAAGGGGAAAACGCAGACCUGUUCUGGGCUUUCAGAGGAGGAGGUGGAGGCACGUUCGGCAUCAUCACAUCCGUUGUCGUCAAAGCAUUCCCGGCCACUUUGAUCACGUCAGGCAGUGUUCGUUUCUCAACAACACCAGACCGUGGAUCAAGUGCGCCUCCAAUCUCUGCAGAAACCUUCUGGGCCGGCAUGCGCGCGUACUGGGAGUUCUCGAUCGCCAUAUGCGACGCAGGCGGGCUGGGUUACAGCUUCAUCUACCCAAGCAGUAGUAGCACAGGUCUUACCUUUACUGUCAGUAUUUCGGUUCCCAACAAGACUACCACCGAAUAUCGGCAAUUUGUCCGCCCAUUGCUUCAGAAGCUCAAUGAUCUCGGUAUCCAGCAACCUAUGCCGACACUCAAACGCUCUCUCACGCCAUCUUUCUCGUAUGAAGACGACUCCUCACACCAGGCAUCGCCUCUUUCCAAAAGAGUGAUAGGCGAAACAACAGGCCACACCCUAAUAGCAUCCCGCUUCUUCCCCCGCACCACCUUCUCCACCCCCUCCACACUAGAAACCUCCCACCUCGCCAUCCGCCACGUCGUCGAAAACGGUUCCCUAACUUUCCACGGCAUGAACUACGCGCCCACGCUCUCCGUCUCCGGAAACCCAAACAACAGCGUAAACCCCGCGUUCCGCACCACAGUCCUCCACGCACAAGCCUACGAAUCCAACGCGCAUUGGGACGGCAAAGCACCCAUCUUAUUGCACGAGGCACUGACAGAGAGACACCAAAGACUGCAGGGGUAUAUGCAGGGUUGGCGGGAUGUAACGCCCGGGAGUGGGAGUUAUAUCAAUGAGGGGGAUGCGCAGGAUUGGGAGUGGAAGGAUGCGUUUUUUGGGAGUAAUUAUGAGAGGCUGGCUAGGGUGAAGAGGGCAUAUGAUCCUGAAGGUGUGUUUUGGGCGAUUGGAGGCGUAGGGAGCGAUGAGUGGGAGGUUAGGGAUUUGGAGGGGAAGAAGAGGGAGGGGAUCGUUACGCAGGAUGGGAGGUUGUGUAGGGUGGGUUGA
This is a messenger RNA of Alternaria viburni, 1866 nucleotides long. RefSeq lists its product as uncharacterized. Lineage: Eukaryota; Fungi; Ascomycota; Dothideomycetes; Pleosporales; Pleosporaceae. Gene Ontology annotation, molecular function: oxidoreductase activity; FAD binding. Bases 1 to 1866 code for a protein of 621 amino acids. The record is from RefSeq and is a predicted model, not a curated record. The transcript has 4 exons.